This is a messenger RNA of Williopsis jadinii, 1588 nucleotides long. RefSeq names its product AGC family serine/threonine-protein kinase. Gene Ontology annotation, biological process: protein phosphorylation. The transcript has a single exon. Gene Ontology annotation, molecular function: ATP binding; protein serine/threonine kinase activity. Bases 333 to 1586 code for a protein of 417 amino acids. Lineage: Eukaryota; Fungi; Ascomycota; Saccharomycetes; Phaffomycetales; Wickerhamomycetaceae. The record is from RefSeq and is a predicted model, not a curated record.
CCAACCAUUGCUCCAAUUGUUACGAUGGAACUGAUUUCGCAAGCUUAGCGUCAUUUCGUUGUGAUUUUGUUGGUAUGUAAGGUUGCCACGACAACCGUGUUUUUAAACAACUUUUCACGUUACAAAUUUGUGCAUCCACCGUUUCGUAGUGGGAAAUUCACACACAUCAGUGUACCGAUUUGCAGCUUUAAUACCGACCUGUAUAUAUUCACAUUGGUGUUCUUGGUGUGAUUGGAGAGUGGAAACAUUUGGUGUUAUAAAGAAAAGUGGUAAGCGUUCUGUUCUGUGAUAUCAUAGAUCGACAUUAAGCAAUAGACACGUGUCUAAGAAGCAUGAGCGUGUUCAAAUUAGAUGAAGAGGGCGAUGAAGAGGCCCUUUACCAAGACUUCCACGAUAGUCUCACUGUCUCUGAACCCUUAGCUAUCCCAUCAGACCGUGCCAGAAGAAGAAGCUCUGCAUCGAACAGAAACACUCCUCAACAUCGUCUAGGAACCAGCUUUGAGAUUGGAAUCGAUGACGAUUUCAUCGAAGAUGAGGUUGAGGAUGAUGAGCCUCGGUUGGGGAAGCCGAGACCAAGCGAUUUCGAAUGUAUCAAGGUCCUCGGAGUUGGCUCGUAUGGAAAAGUGUUACUUGUUAGAGAAAAGAAAACUGGUAAGCUAUUUGCACAGAAGCAGCUGAAGAAGGCAUCUCUGAUCAUUCAGUCCAAGACCGUUGAAAGAACCAUCAACGAAAAGACCAUCUUGGAGAGCGUUAAACAUCCAUUUAUUGUGAAGCUGUACUAUGCCUUUCAAGAUGACUCCAAGCUAUAUCUGAUUCUUGAGUAUUUACAAGGAGGGGAGCUGUUCCAACAUUUACAGCUGGAGAAGUUUCUAGGUGAGGCGAAGGCAUCUAUAUACUUGGCCCAGAUGGUACUUGCACUUGAGCAUUUGCACAAAAUCGGUAUAGUUUACAGGGAUCUCAAGCCUGAAAACUGUCUAUUGGACGAAGAUGGAUAUCUCAUCUUGACAGAUUUUGGACUGAGUAAAGUUGGGUUGAACGAUGAGGAGCUGUGCACUUCAUUAAUUGGAACUCCCGAAUAUAUGGCACCUGAGAUCUUGCAAGAUAUACCAUAUGACUAUUCCGUGGACUUCUGGUCCCUCGGCUGUGUCAUGUUUGACAUGCUCACAGGUUCUCCACCGUUCACUGGUAAUAACAACAAGAAAAUCUACGACAAGAUCGUUGCCAAUAAGCUCAAGAUUCCAUUCUAUCUCUCCCAAGAGGCCAAGGACUUGUUGCUACGUCUCUUGAAGAAGAGUCCACAGAAGAGACUGACCGACAUCGAAGCCCUCAAGAAGCACCCUUUCUUCAGAAACGUCAACUGGAAAGAUAUACUCGAACGCAACUUUGAGCCUCCAAUCGUCCCAAUAGUCACGGAUCCACAACUCGCAGAGAACUUCGAUUCUGAAUUCACUGGCCUGCCAAUCUCACCGGUUGGUUCCCAUAGAGCUGGUCUCACCAUUAACAACCCACAGAAGCAGCAGCCCUUCGAAGACGCCUUCAAAGGUUUCUCGUACACCGAUAAAAACUUCACAGAUAUAUAUUCCUAGGA